AGGCUUGAUGGGGGGGGGAGGGACCCCGCCGCCUGGAUUGGGCUGACCGGAAACGGCGGCCCAUGACCAGUCUCGGCCCUAGUUCUCCCAAGUCCUCUCCUUCCUCAAAUCGAGUCGCCUGGCCCGUUGCUGCCUCGGGCGCCAUGCGCUGGCCUUUGAUCCAGCGAGUAAUUACGGGAUGCAGGUGGCGGGAGGCUCAUUCAUCUAUUUCCCCCGCGCGUGCAGACGGGCGGCAGGAAACACGUCCUGGGAGGGGAAGCAGCAGGCCAAGGUCAGCACCGUGUGGGUCGUACUGGGCCGCCUGGACGCACUGUUGCCUUCCUCCCCCUGGGCGGACUCGGGGCUGGGUCCAGCGCGGAGCCCCGCCCCCAGUCUGUACAAGAGUAGGUCAUAGGGUGACCCCCAAAUCCCGGGCAUGUAUGCCCCUGCACUUGCAAAAGGUCAGUCGGAAACGUGAUCCACAGACGAAGAAGUGAGUGGAGGAGAGUGAACCGACACCUGUCUUAACACCAGGAAAGGAAAAUGAACAAGAAGUAGGGAUGGAAAGCAGGAGCUGAGGCCUGACCCAGUACAGCCUUAGGCUGUACUGAAUUGCCCAGGCUCCAUGUUUGGCGUUGUUGAGGAUCUAGCUGAGACCUGGCCUCUGCUCUGGGGGAGGCCGUGUCUCAAGAGGAAGCUAUGCUUUGGCUCUCAGGAAGAAAAGGGAGUCAUUCCUGUCUCCACAGACCUUGAGCUGAAAUCAUCCCUUGCCUGGUGGGACCCAGACAUGGAGCUUCGGGAAGAAGCUUGGUCUCCGGGGCCACUGGAUUCCGAGGACCAGCAGAUGGCCAGUCAUGAGAACCCAGUGGACAUCCUCAUCAUGGAUGACGAUGACGUCCCCAGCUGGCCCCCGACCAAGCUAUCCCCACCCCAGUCUGCACCUCCUCCUUGGCCCCUCCCCCAAUCGCAGCCACCAGCACCCUACAUCUGCACUGAGUGUGGCAAAAGCUUCAGCCACUGGUCGAAGCUGACACGGCACCAACGCACGCACACAGGCGAGCGGCCCAACGCCUGUACCGACUGCGGCAAGACCUUCUCGCAGAGCUCGCACCUAGUGCAGCACCGGCGCAUCCACACAGGCGAGAAGCCGUAUGCCUGCUCAGAGUGCGGCAAGCGCUUUAGCUGGAGCUCCAACCUCAUGCAGCACCAGCGCAUCCACACGGGCGAGAAGCCUUAUACUUGCCCCGACUGCGGCCGCAGCUUCACACAGAGCAAGAGCCUAGCCAAGCACCGGCGCUCCCACAGUGGUCUAAAGCCCUUCGUGUGCCCGCGCUGUGGCCGCGGCUUCAGCCAGCCCAAGAGCCUGGCACGCCACCUGCGGUUGCACCCAGAGCUGUCAGGGCCAGGUGUGGCAGCCAAGGUGUUGGCAGCCAGCGUGCGGCGCGCCAAGGCACCUGAGGAGGCCACAGCAGCGGACGGCGAAAUCGCCAUCCCAGUGGGCGAUGGCGAGGGCAUUAUUGUGGUGGGCCCGCCAGGGGAUGGCGCUGCAGCGGCCGCGGCUCUGGCCGGGGUGGGGACGCGUGCAACGGGGACACGGUCGCGCAGGGCGCCGGCGCCCAAGCCGUAUGUGUGCAUGGAGUGCGGGAAGGGUUUUGGGCACGGGGCUGGGCUGCUGGCCCACCAGCGUGCUCAGCACGGGGACGGGCUCGGGGUAGCUGUUGGUGAGGAACCUGCACACAUCUGCGUGGAGUGUGGUGAGGGCUUCGUGCAGGGUGCCGCGCUGCGGAGACACAAGAAGAUCCAUGCAGUUGGGGCGCCUUCGGUCUGCAGCAGCUGCGGACAGAGUUUCUAUCGGGCGGGUGGAGAGGACGAUGGCGAGGACCAGUCGGCUGGUGCGCGGUGUGCAGAAUGUCGGGGUGGGGAGGCCCGGUAGGGACGGGGAGGCCCGGGGGGUGGACAGGGCCCCUCGGGCUCGGUGAGAACUACCAGUGAGCAAGUCCACGAGGGAGGCCCAGAGAGAAUCAGACCUAAAGGAGCAGCGGCCUUGUCUCUCUCCUUCCUUACUCCGUGCUGUUCUGGGUGUGAGGGAACCCGCAACUAUUGGGUUCUUAGGACUGUCCACAGCCUCUCUGCUGACCCGCCCUACCGCCUGGUGGGCUGGCCCUUUGUAGGUUCCCAUUCUGGGAGCCAGAGACUGAGAGAACUGCAAGGAUCAAUUGGCACUAGACCCUCAAGGGAAAGACCACCCCCACUACAGGUGUCGGGCUGCGAUGUCGUAAGGAAUGGAGGGAAUCCUGGCCUUAUGCAUCGAAAGGGCUUCCUUCCCUUCUAGAAUUUUCUUUCAAUCAUACUUUUUUGACCCCUCUCAUCCAAUAUACCUUUUCUGCCCCAUGGGUCCUUACCAAUUUUCUAGCCCAAGUCGUUCCUCUCCUGGAUUUGCAGUAGCAGAGGCGUAAAGUAGCCUCCUGUUCCCAGCACGGUCUUAUUGGGAGGAUGGGGUCCUGGUUUUUCCCUGUCUUGGCAGUGGAAGAAGGGAUGUGGGGGCAAUAAAUGGCAUUAUUCAAUUGUCCCAGCACUGCCUGUUUCUUGAGUUUGUGAUGGAGAAGGGAGAGAGGUUAAACCUAGUCAUCCUCACUUGGGUGCACACAAGUGACAAGCACCAGAUGAGGGGUGACCGUGUUGGGCCCAGAGUGUCCCAAACCCGUUCUAGAAAGAUUUUUUGCCAAGGAACCCCUUGCUGACCUGGUACAAGGUCACUGUUGAGAAGGUAGUCUGUUCCUGUUGGGAAACGGAUGGCUUAUGGAGGACAUAGAAAUAG
Molecule: messenger RNA, 2797 nt
Organism: Mus pahari (shrew mouse)
Lineage: Eukaryota; Metazoa; Chordata; Mammalia; Rodentia; Muridae
Gene: Znf787
Product: zinc finger protein 787
Exons: 4
Coding region: 605-1912 (435 amino acids)
Biological process (GO): regulation of cytokine production; regulation of immune system process; negative regulation of transcription by RNA polymerase II
Source: RefSeq, a predicted model, not a curated record